Molecule: messenger RNA, 2164 nt
Organism: Marmota flaviventris (yellow-bellied marmot)
Lineage: Eukaryota; Metazoa; Chordata; Mammalia; Rodentia; Sciuridae
Source: RefSeq, a predicted model, not a curated record
GGAGAGUCUCAGGGGCCACCCUGAGCUUCAUCUUGUUACUAGGGAGCCUACUACACACGACUGUGAGGAGCUCCACGCACGUUCUUAGGGGAAAACUGGCACUGUGCAGAAAGGUUUCAGGAAGGCUUUUUCCAAAACGCAACAGCCCCGCGACCGCUCGGCCCAGCCACUGGCGAGAGAGGAAAGACAGACCCGCAGCGCCUCGCCCCGCCUGCCCCGCAGCAGGGCCCGGUAGACACUGGCUUCCCUAACAGCACAGGUUGGCGCAAGGACCAUGGGCGCCGCGCUGGGCACGGGCGCGCGGCUGGCUCUCCCGCCGGGUAGGGCCUGCGGUGCCCUUCGACACUGGGCACCCUCCGCACCCGCCCGAGCCUGCCACUCCAAACCCGGCCCGGCGCGCCCUGUGCCCCUGAAGAAGCGUGGAUACGAUGUCACCAGGAACCCGCAUCUCAACAAGGGGAUGGCCUUUACACUUGAAGAAAGGCUUCAGCUAGGAAUCCAUGGCCUGAUUCCCCCCUGCUUCCUGAGCCAGGACGUCCAGCUCCUCCGGAUCAUGAGAUACUACGAGAAGCAGCAGAGUGACCUGGACAAGUACAUCAUUCUCAUGACGCUCCAAGACCGGAAUGAGAAGUUGUUCUACCGAGUGCUGACGUCUGACGUGGAGAAGUUCAUGCCAAUCGUGUACACACCUACCGUGGGGCUGGCCUGUCAGCACUAUGGCCUGACCUUCCGCCGGCCACGCGGGCUGUUUAUCACCAUUCAUGACAAAGGCCAUCUUGCAACAAUGUUGAACUCUUGGCCAGAAGACAAUAUCAAGGCUGUGGUAGUGACUGAUGGAGAACGCAUACUGGGCUUGGGAGACCUGGGCUGCUACGGCAUGGGCAUCCCUGUGGGCAAGCUGGCCCUGUACACCGCGUGUGGAGGGGUGAACCCACAGCAGUGUCUCCCAGUCCUGCUGGACGUCGGCACCAACAACGAGGAGCUGCUCAGAGACCCUCUUUACAUCGGCCUGAAACACCAACGUGUGCGUGGGAAGGAGUACGAUGACUUGCUGGAUGAGUUCAUGCAGGCUGUGACAGAUAAGUUUGGAAUAAAUUGCCUCAUUCAAUUUGAAGACUUUGCCAAUGCCAAUGCCUUCCGCCUGCUCAACAAAUACCGCAACAAGUACUGCAUGUUCAACGAUGACAUCCAAGGCACAGCCUCUGUGGCUGUGGCAGGGAUCCUGGCUGCUCUGAGAAUCACCAAGAACAAGCUCUCCAAUCAUGUGUUUGUUUUCCAAGGUGCAGGUGAGGCAGCUAUGGGCAUCGCCCACCUUCUUGUCAUGGCCUUGGAGAAAGAAGGUGUACCCAAGGCAGAGGCCACAAGGAAGAUCUGGAUGGUGGACUCCAAGGGACUGAUUGUCAAGGGGAGAAGCCACCUGAACCAUGAGAAAGAAAUGUUUGCCCAAGACCAUCCUGAAGUGAACUCCCUGGAGGAGGUGGUGAGGCUGGUGAAGCCCACAGCCAUCAUAGGUGUUGCUGCCAUCGCAGGAGCCUUCACGGAGCAGAUUCUGAGGGACAUGGCCUCCUUCCACGAGCGCCCUAUCAUCUUUGCCCUGAGCAAUCCCACCAGCAAGGCCGAGUGCACAGCUGAGAAGUGCUACCGGGUCACCGAGGGCCGAGGGAUCUUUGCCAGUGGAAGUCCUUUUAAGAGUGUGACUCUGGAAGAUGGAAAAACAUUCAUUCCUGGGCAGGGAAAUAAUGCCUAUGUGUUCCCUGGAGUGGCACUGGGAGUCAUUGCCGGCGGGAUCCGGCACAUCCCUGAUGAGAUCUUCCUCCUAACAGCAGAGCAAAUUGCCCAGGAGGUCUCUGAGCAGCACCUAUCCCAAGGGAGACUGUACCCACCACUCAGCACCAUCAGAGAUGUAUCUCUGAGAAUCGCCAUCAAAGUCCUGGACUAUGCCUACAAACACAACCUGGCUUCCUGCUACCCGGAGCCUGAGAACAAGGAGGCUUUCAUAAGAUCCCUCAUCUACACUCCAGACUAUGACUCAUUUACACUGGACAGCUACAGUUGGCCCAAGGAAGCCAUGAAUUUUCAGACAGUCUGAUGAGUCUCAGGGGCUGGUAUGGGGCUGGAUGAAGCCCAAAGUAACACCCACAAUAUAAAUGGGUUCCAAAAUGGU